CAAGACUGCAAGUUAUACAUGCUCUUUUGUAUGCCCUCUCUCUCUCUCUCUCUUCUAUACAGAGGAAAUUUAAGAUCUGCCAACGCAAAAACACAAGUUACCCACACAAAGUUUUCAAUUUUGCCAACGCUUUUAAACCCAACAUAAUAAGAACACUGAGAUAGCUCGAAGGAAUGGGGGAUGAAAUGAUCAAUGAGAAGCUACUGAGGGGAGGUAAAGGAGAAGGUGAUGGGGAGGAGAAAUUCAAGGACAAGUUAUGGAAAGAGACCAAGAAAAUGUGGGUGGUGGCUGGUCCAGCCAUAUUCACCAGGUUUUCGACCUUUGGUGUGAAUGUCAUCAGCCAGGCAUUUGUGGGACACAUUGGCUCCACAGAGCUUGCUGGCUAUGCCCUGGUCGUCACAGUCUUCCUCAGAUUUGCUAGUGGCAUCUUGCUCGGAAUGGCCAGUGCUUUGGAGACUCUGUGUGGGCAAGCAUAUGGUGCAAAACAAUACCACAUGCUUGGAGUAUACCUUCAAAGAUCUUGGAUCGUAUUGUCCAUAUGUGCAGUUUUUCUUCUUCCACUCUUCAUCUUUACCACACCAAUUUUGGAAGCCUUAGACCAGGAUGAAGCUAUCUCAGAAAUGGGAGGAAAAAUUGCACUCUGGUUGAUCCCGGCGCUGUUCUCCUUCAUUGCAUCAUUCACCUGCCAAAUGUUCCUCCAAGCACAGAGCAAGAACAUGAUUAUUACAUACUUGGCAGCGUUUUCGCUUUCAAUUCACAUCUUCCUCUCAUGGCUUUUGACAGUGAGAUACAAGUUUGGACUUUCUGGGGCCUUGAUGUCAACAGUUUUGGCAUAUUGGAUUCCAAAUCUGGGUCAGCUAGCAUUUGUUAUAUCUGGAGGCUGCCCAGAAACAUGGAGGGGUUUUUCAUUCUUGGCUUUUAAGGAUCUGUGGCCGGUCUUCAAGCUUUCUUUGUCAUCUGGUGUUAUGCUCUGUCUUGAACUCUGGUACAAUACUGUACUCAUCCUUUUAACAGGAAACAUGACGAAUGCUCGGGUGGCCAUUGACGCCCUCUCUAUUUGCCUCAAUAUCACUGGUUGGGAGACGAUGAUAUCUUUUGGUUUCUUCGCUGCAGCAAGUGUGCGGGUGUCGAAUGAACUUGGAAGAGGAAGCUCAAAGGCUGCAAAGUUCUCAAUUGUGUACACAGUCCUAACAUCAUUUUGCAUUGGGUUCAUCUUAUUCACCACCUUCUUGUUCCUCCGUGGGCGUCUAGCAUAUGUGUUUACUGAAGAUCCCCAGGUGGCGGCUGCAGUCGCAGAAUUAUCACCCCUCCUAGCCUGUUCUAUACUUCUCAACAGUGUCCAACCAGUUCUUUCAGGUGUUGCUGUUGGGGCUGGCUGGCAGAGCACGGUUGCAUAUGUUAACAUUGCAAGCUAUUACCUAAUAGGAAUUCCUGUGGGAGCAGUGCUUGGUUAUGUGUUCAAUUUGCAAGUCAAGGGAGUCUGGAUGGGCAUGCUAUUUGGCACAUUUGUUCAAACUGUUAUUCUCAUUAUAAUCACUUGUAAAACUGAUUGGGACAAACAGGUAUCAAUUGCUCAAAAAAGAAUUAACAGAUGGUUUGUGGAAUCUGAACAUGUCAGUACUAAUCCGUAAAUAUUUGUGAGAUAAAAAGUUUUAUUCUGUAGAAGAGAGAAAGAUGGGGGGGGGGGAGACUUAUCUAGAAGACUUUUUGUAAGGCAUUCUAGACGUGUAACAUUAUUUAACAUCCAUAUAAUGUGCAUGUGUAUAAUAUAUAGAUGGCCCUGAUUGUACCAU
Messenger RNA from Diospyros lotus (date-plum), 1793 nucleotides. RefSeq names its product protein DETOXIFICATION 21-like. The record is from RefSeq and is a predicted model, not a curated record. The transcript is spliced from 9 exons. Gene Ontology annotation, biological process: xenobiotic detoxification by transmembrane export across the plasma membrane. Gene Ontology annotation, cellular component: membrane. NCBI's taxonomy places the organism in Eukaryota, Viridiplantae, Streptophyta, Magnoliopsida, Ericales, Ebenaceae. Bases 174 to 1631 code for a protein of 485 amino acids. Gene Ontology annotation, molecular function: antiporter activity; xenobiotic transmembrane transporter activity.